UAUGGUAUUGGGUGGUAACGAAAUAUUAUAUUGAUAUUACCACACUAUACCAUAUGGUAAUGUAUGGUAUUGUGUGGUAUUUAAAUAUAUAUUGAUAUUACCACACUAUACCAUAUGGUAUUGGGUGGUAACGAAAUAUAUAUUGAUGUGGCAAAUUUUUUCAUACCAUAUUGUGUGGUCUUAUUUAAUACCAGUCAAUACCAUAUGGUAUAGACUGGUAAUAACUGGAAAAAAAAUUUAUGUCCAAAAAAUAUCAAAGUGGAUAUCAUUUUGAAGAGCACAAUUAAUCUGAUCUAACUGUGAAAAAAUUAAAUUUCGACUUAAAACGAAUGAGAAAUCGUCGGUUAAAGAUUAAGAGAAGGAAAAUUAAAGGUUUUUCGAGGAGAGAGAAGGAGGCGCUGAUGUGGUCCGGUCAAAAGUCAGCGUUAACAAUAAAUAGGGGUAAGUGUAAUUUUACCUUACUGCUUUUUGCAUUUAGUUUAGAUAAAAAAAAAAGACUGGCAUGUGGGGAUAAUGGAAGGAAUUACUGGCCUAUCAGUUACUUACAUGAUCUAUUCUCACUAAAAUGACCUAUUUUAACAAUUUGAGUGACCAAAAUUAAUAUUAAUUUUUUUUAAUAAUUAAACAUAAUAAGAUUUAGUAACCACAGUGACUAAAUGUGACAUUUACCUCAGACGAAUGACAACCUUUCUUGCACUCUCUCCCUCUGCUCCGCCUCGACAUUCUUUCUCUUAUCUCAGAGCAGCCGCAAGCAAGAUCUCUUCUUCUUCUUCCUCUCCGAGCCAGAAACCAUCAUCCAUUCCCUCCCCUCAAGAGCCAACCCGUCUCGUCGCCGUCCAGCCAUUCCUUCUUUCUCCCCGAAAUCCAGAGACCCCAGCCCCCAAUUCCUUCUUCACCGCUCCAGAAGCGACCGCGUCCUUUUCCUUCUUCCUCGAUCUCCAAUACCCAGCGCCAGAAACCACCAUCCACUCCUUCGCCUCCCUAUAGAACCCCUAGCCGCCUUCCAUCCCUUCCUUCCUCGAGCUCCAGAACCACCGCCCCGCUUCCGACCAAAACCCAAGAAGUCCCCUGUCGACCGGCGCUCCUCCUGCCGACUGCGACUAGCGCAGCCGACCAGCUCUAGUCGAAUUCUCACCGGCGGUCCAGCUUCUCUUCUGCCAUCGCCUCCGGGUUUUGGUCAGUCCUUCGAUUCCUUUUAUUCUUUCUCCAUAAUCUGUCAUUGAACGCAACACUUUUCCUUCUUUCGUUGGCUUCCGGUUUCUUGGCCGUAUGUUAGUGAUUGUUUUAGUUGGAGUGGUGGGUUGUUGCUGUGUGAUGAUUGCCAGUUGAAUGUUUAUCUGCUAGAUGAACUGUACUUCCAGAGGAUAUGAUUCUAUGUAUCUAACUGCAGUUAAAUGCUCUGUGAGGUGCGAUUGAUUCGAAUUAGGGUUUUAAACCAAAUGUUUUGAUUGUAUGGCAAUUUUUGCUAAUAUGCAGGCUAUCUUAGUGGGCGGUUGGUGACCAGUUUUCCUCGCCGGAGAGUGUCACCCUCCUGGUUGAUUGUCUAGGAAGGACUUCUAGUAGGAGCUUGCUAUGGCAGCAGCUACCUAUCCGCCACCUCCGCCGUAUUACAGGCUGUACAAAGAUUACUUGCAGGAUCCUAAGUCCGCACCGGAGCCACCCCCUCCAGUUGAGGGGACAUAUUUAUGUUAUGGGGGCAAUUACACUACUGAUGAUGUGAUUCCAAGCUUGGAAGAUCAGGGGGUGCGGCAGCUGUAUCCUAAGGGACCUAAUGUUGAUUUCAAGAAGGAAUUGAGAUCACUAAAUAGAGAAUUGCAGCUGCACAUUUUAGAGCUUGCUGAUGUUCUUGUUGAGAGACCUUCACAGUAUGCAAGGAGAGUGGAAGACAUAUCCCUGAUAUUUAAGAAUUUGCAUCACCUUCUCAAUUCGUUGCGGCCUCAUCAGGCAAGAGCCACCUUAAUUCACAUUCUAGAGCUUCAGAUUCAACGGCGUAAGCAGGCAGUGGAGGAUAUUAAGAGGAGGAGAGAAGAGGCACAGAAACUUCUCAAGGAGGCGGUCGGAACAUUAGAGGGACAGUAGGCCCACAGAAGCCGACUUCUUGCCCUUCAAAGUGCUUCUGUGCGAGUUAACUGUUGUAUCAGCUGAGAAUUUCCUGCUACUGCAGUGAUUUUGAAGACUCCAUGCAAACAUACGGACAAUACGAGCAAAGGAAGAAGCCUUUUCAAGGACCAAGACCUGAAGUAGCAGCAGUAGCCAGCAAUGUCUGGUUAUUCUACUAGUAUCGUUGUAUUUUGUAGCGUUAAAAACUGAUACUGGUAGAUAGUAGGGGGAUUUUCUGUUAGGUUUUGUGAAUCAUCUUUUCAUGUUCGAGCGGUCAAUAGAAAGAUCAAAGAUGGGUCAGCUUCUUUUAUUUUUUUUUGAAGAUGUGUUCAUUAGGAUAAAACGACUGGGCUGAGCCCACAAAGGAAGUGUACAAGCAAACAAAAGCAGAAAGGAAAAGAAAAGCCCAAACAACAAGGCUCGAAGACAAACUCAUAAGCCCAAUAGGGUCCGAGCCCACAGCCAAAACAAGAAAGAGCCUUUCCCAAACCCUAGCCGCCAAAGUGCCCCCUCUGAACCUCCACCGCCGCGGCAAGCACCACCACCGCUCCCGACAAAUCGCCGCCACCCAUCCUUUGAGCGUCGCCGUAAGCCAAGCACUGGUUUGGGUACCCACCAGACCCAGAAGGCAAGAUGAGGAGGAAACAACCACCGAAACAUCUCGUCCCGAGCCGAUCACCAUGCACAUCUCGCCGAUAACCACGAGAACCGAGCAGAACAACCGGACGGCCGACGGAGGCAGCGAGUUAGAAUACACCAGUCUUCAAGCUCUCCUAUCCGGGUCCUCGCCAAGGGCUGCAUCUCCGGAUCGCCAAGAACUGCAAGGCAAAACAAGGAGGUAGACCAAAGAAGAGGAGAGGAGAAGACAAGUCGGAUCUGUCAGAUCCAACCUCUAUCGCAUCUUGAACGGGACAUGCAUCUCCAGAUCUGAAAACCAAAUCGGAGGACAACAAAAUCAACCCACAAAGAGGGGCAAAGGAAAACCACAAAGGGGAAGAGAGAGCCAAGACAUGGCCGGAAAAACAUACAGAGCGAAGAAGGAAACGGAGGUAAAAAGCAAAAAAAAAAAAAGAACCCAGGAAAGAAAGAUGGUCGAAGGAGAAGAAGGGUGGAGAUGGGAAGAAAGUCAAGGUGACUGGGGCAAAACUCAAUAUGGAUUCGGGUCGCUUUGGACCGUUUAGUACCGUUUCAUUCCUCUUGUGGUAGCAGUAUUGUUGUAACACUAGAUUUACAACCAUAGCACUGAUAAUCUUGAGAAGUCAUGGAAGUUAACCCUUUUCUGUGUUUAGUUAAUAUAUUAGGUUCUGUUUAGUAUAAUAUCAAUGUUAAGGUUUAGAUGAAAGUAGAAAAAUAAUGCUGAGACAUAAUGCUGAGACAUAAUGUGACAUGUCAGAGUUGUUAAUACAAGAUUUCGGGUAUGAGCUAUGGAAAAACGAAGGGAAAAACGAAGAGUGAGAAAUAUGUAUGAAGUAAGCCUGGUAAAAUUUGGUUAUAGACUCUUUAGAAUGCAAUUAUAAUAACAACUAAUAUGACCUCAAUAGAAACAACUUUUAGAUAUAACAAUAAAUUUAUUUACAGUUC
Molecule: messenger RNA, 3681 nt
Organism: Linum trigynum
Lineage: Eukaryota; Viridiplantae; Streptophyta; Magnoliopsida; Malpighiales; Linaceae
Source: the annotation of a GenBank genome assembly